UAUCAGAGAAAAGAAGAAACAUAUCAGAAAAUUAUUUCUAAUUUACAAAAAGAAUUAGAAAAUAGACAUUCUACUAUUAUAGAAUUAAUCGAGUAUGUUUUAAACAAAAUUAACGAAUCAGUUAGUACCGAUUUAGAAGUUUAUCAACAAGAAGAAGAAGUUCAACAAGAAAAAGUUAUUUAUCAACAACAAGAAGAAGAAGUUCAACAAGAAAAAGUUAUUUGUCAACAACGAGAAGAAGAAGUUGUUUAUCAACAAGAAGAGACUGACGAUGAAUUAGAUUAUAAUCCAGAUACAAAAUG
This is a messenger RNA of Racocetra persica, 302 nucleotides long. Lineage: Eukaryota; Fungi; Glomeromycota; Glomeromycetes; Diversisporales; Gigasporaceae. The record is from the annotation of a GenBank genome assembly.